UUCAGAAUAAUUUGCGAGAAUCAUCGCCAUUCGGAAACUACAGUCGUGUAGCGAGUACUAAAGAUGUUUUUUCUGCUAUUAAUAUUGCACAUUGCCAGAAUGGUCUGCAUCUUGGGGCUUUAAAAACUUAUAAGAAGAUUAUUGAGGGUUAUGCAAACAUUGCAAGAAAAACUGUUGAAAUUUUUAUCAGUUUCUGCCCAACUUGCAAUUUAAAUAAAAGGCAGUUAAAAAAAGCACCAUUAAAACCAAUAAUUUCUACUGGUUUUUUGCAACGUCUUCAAAUUGAUUUGAUUGCAAUGGAAUCUAAGCCAGAUAAGGAAUUCAGAUAUAUUGGUCAUGUUGUUGAUCAUUUCACAAUUUUGCAUAGUGACAAUGGUAGUGAGUUUAUAAAUGAUGUUAUAAAAUCACUUUUGUUAACAUGGCCUGGGAAAACCCAAAUUGUAAAUGGUUCACCAAGACAUUCUCAAAGUCAAGGUUUAGUUGAACAGGGCAACUUUACCAUAGAGCGAUUAAUAUCUUCUCGUGAAUAUGAUUCUGGUCAAAGUAGCUGGUUAGAAUGGUUAAUUGAAAUUCAAUGUAAAUUUAAUGUAAAUUAUUGUUUUUUUUUUUUAAUGAAAAGCUUAUGCUCUAAGUUAAUCAGUUUUAUUGCCACUACAAUGAUAGAAUUUUUUUAUGUAACAUAUUUUGUUAUCAUUUUGACAAAGAAUUUACUGUAA
This is a messenger RNA of Hydra vulgaris (swiftwater hydra), 716 nucleotides long. Lineage: Eukaryota; Metazoa; Cnidaria; Hydrozoa; Anthoathecata; Hydridae. The record is from RefSeq and is a predicted model, not a curated record.